Messenger RNA from Babesia bovis T2Bo, 354 nucleotides. RefSeq names its product putative integral membrane protein. The record is from RefSeq and is a predicted model, not a curated record. The annotation marks the transcript as partial. The transcript has 3 exons. Lineage: Eukaryota; Apicomplexa; Aconoidasida; Piroplasmida; Babesiidae.
UAAAGGGGUAUUGGAUUGUUUUAUUUUCUAUUGCCUUCCUUGUCACACACUACUGACGUUAUUUGUUAUUUUUAUAUCUACAAUAGCGAUGCAAUUCGUUAGGAGGUUUUCGAGUCAUUCGAGUUCCAAGAUAGUACCGCCGAAAAAUGCCGGUGUAGUCUUUGACAGCCGUGUGGCUCCGAUACGUUUUUCGCUUCCUUUUAAGCCAUGGCUUUUUAUAUCAUUAAUGGGUUUUUCUGGAGCUAUGUGUGGUAAUUACUUCUUCAGUAAUUUCAUUUUGCGCAAGAAUCCGCCAAACCCUCCACGGGACCCUAACGAGCGACCACCUGAGCGUCAUCCUCAUACACCGGAUGA